UACACUGGAAGAAGCCGACUUUUCACCCCCCAGCGAAAGUCAAAGUUUCUCACCGGUGUAGAACCGUGCGACGGAUUGCUCCGGAGCAGCCUUCACCACCGAUCACUUUUCCCCCUUCUCGGAUCCCUGAGCGUGUACUAGUGUUUUUUGAAAGGGCUGUUUCCCCCCCCCCUCCCGCGGAGUUGAUAUUGAACCCUGAUAAACUGUGAAAUGAGUUUACAAUAUCGGCAGUUGAGAGCCAACGCGAUUCAGCAAGAGAAUGGGAAAUACUGAGUUAAACUUUAUCUGCUGUUCCAAACCGCGGUGUUCGGGGGGCGUUGAGGUGAUGCAGGUCCCCCGGUCAUCCCAGUGGAGGAGCCAGCUAACGACAAGUGGCUUUGGCUGCUGAACGCACCCCUCCUACCAUCACCACCCUCAUCCCUCACUCGCUCCCUCCAUCUCUGAUGGCUCUAUGGGGCGUUGUCAGCCUGAGCCUUCACUGCUGGGUAUGUUUACGGUCUGCGGUAACAGCAGCAGCAGGCACAGCCAGCAUCCCCAAUGACAAGCCCGGGGGCCCCCUGGACUGGCUCCUGUCAGAUAAAGGGCCUUUCCACCACUCCCCAGAGUACAUCGACUUUGUGGAGAAGAACCGGCAAGGCCUCUCCACCAGAUACAAGAUUUACAGGGAAUUUGGGAGAUGGAAGGUGAACAACUUAGCGGUGGAAAGGAGAGAUUUCUUGGAGUCUUCGUUACCUCUGACUCCUGAGUUUGUCAGGAACAUUCGACUUCUGGGCCGCAGGCCCACUACCCAGAUGAUCACUGACAAUCUGAUCAGGAAGUAUGGGACUCACUUCCUUUUGUCAGCUACACUGGGAGGAGAAGAGGCCUUAACGAUAUUUGUGGACAAGAGGAAACUGAGUAAGAAAGCAGAGGUGAGCGAUUACUCGGGAAACUCGUCCACUGUGACUCUGGAGGCUCUGCACCAGCUGGCUGCCUCCUACUUCAUCGACAGGGAGAGCACUCUGCGCAAGCUGCACCACAUCCAGAUAGCCUCCACUGCCAUCAAGGUGACGGAGACCCGCACAGGUCCUCUUGGAUGUAGUAACUAUGACAACCUUGACUCUGUUAGCUCUGUGCUUGUUCAGAGCCCUGAAAAUAAAGUCCAGCUGCAAGGCUUGCAGGUGAUCCUUCCAGACUACUUGAAAGAGAGCUUUGUGAAGGCUGCGCUCAGCUACAUAGCCUGUAAUGGAGAGGGUGAAUUCGUCUGCAGGGACAACGACUGCUGGUGCCAUUGUGACCCCAAGUUCCCCGAGUGCAACUGUCCCUAUAUGGACAUCCAAGCCAUGGAGGACAGCCUGGAGCGGAUCACAGAGACAUGGGGGAUACUCUAUAAAGAGUUUGAGGUAUCAGAUGAAUUCAAGGCGUUCUAUGCAAGGCUUCCCCAGAACUAUUUCCUGAACGUGUCAGGCAUCCAACACUUGUGGUCGAUGGACAACCUGUUCCAGUGGCGAUAUGAGCAGCUGGAGAACAGCAUGCGGCUCCUCUCCGGUAGAGCCCAGAGAGUCAUCUUCAAGCUCUUCAGUCUGAGUAAAAGAUGUCACCGACAGCCCCAAGUCCGCCUACCAAGAGAACGGUCUCAGUCCUACUGGCUGAGUCAUUUGCAGUCUCUCCUGUAUUGCUCAGAGAACAACCAGCUUGGUGCAUUCUCUGAGGAGCUCCACAGCUGCAGCUGCCUAUACGAACACAGUCCCUGUCAGCUGCCACCUCCCUGCUCUGUUGGAGAGGGCUCGGCCUGCGCAGCAUGUGCACCAGAAAACCACACCCGCUGUGGGAGCUGCAACCCCGGCUACGCCCUGACACAGGGGGCCUGCAGGUCCAUGGUGGCUGACUCCACAGAGAACUACUUGGGAUUCGAGACGGACCUCCAGGAUUUGGAGCUGGGCUACUUACUGCAGAGAGCUGACCGCAGGCUUGAGGUCCAUGCAAUCUUCAUCAGCAAUGACAUGCGACUUAACAGCUGGUUUGACCCAUCGUGGAGAAAGAGAAUGCUGCUGACGCUGAAAAGCAACAAGUACAAGUCCAACAUGGUCCACAUGCUACUGGGAGUAUCCCUCCAGAUCUGCCUUACAAAGAACAGCACCCUGGAGCCUGUCCUUACACUCUACAUCAACCCCUUUGGAGGGAGCCACUCAGAGAGCUGGUACAUCCCUGUCAAUGAGAACAAUUUUCCAGAAUGGCAGGCUACCAAGCUGGACCUGCCUUUUGAGUGCUAUAACUGGACUCUGACGCUGGGCAACAAGUGGAAGACAUUCUUUGAAACCAUUCAUAUCUACCUUCGGAGCAGGAUAAAGAGUCAAUAUGGAGUGAAUGACAGCAUAUAUUACGAACCUUUAGAAGUGACUGAUCCUGCUCGGAACCUGGGCUAUAUGAAGAUCAACAGCAUCCAGGUCUUUGGCUACAGCAUGCACUUUGACCCUGAGGCGAUCCGUGACUUGAUUCUGCAGCUAGACUACCCAUACACCCAAGGGUCCCAGGACACUGCCAUGCUUCAGCUCUUGGAAAUACGGGACCGGGUGAACCGUCUGUCCCCUCCUGGUCAACAGAGGUUGGACCUGUUUGCGUGUCUUCUGCGGCACCGACUCAAACUGACUCCCAGCGAGGUGGUUCGUAUUCAUGCCUCCUUACAGGCCUUCAGCUCACGGCUGCCCAAUUCGAUGGAUUACGAGACCACCAAGUUGUGCAGUUAACAGAUGCUAGGGAUAUCUGGACUGUACACGGCCUCAAGGAAAACUCCUGGACAUAAGAAUGGUGCCCAUUGUGGUGCAGAUGCUUACAGUUGUGUCUCUAUGGAUUACCACACUGUAUGGUAAACCGGGACAGAACCAGCUGUGGAAAGCUGAUGAUUGUACUCAUCUGGUUGUUUUGGUUUCUGUUUUGUGGCUACUACCUUCAGUGCUAUCAUUGAGUCUGAGGUGGAUCACCGAGCAAACGCACAUCUGUUUUAAAAGAACAAACUCUUUCAAAAAAUAAUACUUUCACACAAAAUAAUUCUACAGUACAGAUUCAAAUAUCGCUACAUAAAAGUUGAACUAUCCUGUUUCAAUAUGACUCUGCUCAUUUAUACUGUACGUACCAAUGCCAAAUGAAUGGACAUUUUAUGGUGAAAAUGGUACAGUCUGUUUGUUUGUAACUUUUAUAUGUUUCUUUGCUUCAGUGACCGUGCACUUUCCAUAAAGAUGAAAAUACAGUGGUGUCAGUCAAGAUUUUGUAGAUAAAUUGAUAUUAAAACAUCAUGUUAUAACAGA
Messenger RNA from Cottoperca gobio, 3284 nucleotides. RefSeq names its product BMP/retinoic acid-inducible neural-specific protein 3-like. The record is from RefSeq and is a predicted model, not a curated record. The transcript has 9 exons. NCBI's taxonomy places the organism in Eukaryota, Metazoa, Chordata, Actinopteri, Perciformes, Bovichtidae. Gene Ontology annotation, cellular component: neuronal cell body; dendrite; cytoplasm. Bases 444 to 2726 code for a protein of 760 amino acids. Gene Ontology annotation, biological process: cellular response to retinoic acid; nervous system development; positive regulation of neuron differentiation.